AUGCAGAUCGAAACGGCAAAGUUCUUGAAGCAUUUGUACUUAGUUUCGGAAUGGUUUGGGUUGGCGGUUAGGAAGCCGAAGAAGUGGUUAAAGUUAGCGAAUGCCGUGAUCAUUAUCUUCCUGGCUAUAGGAAUGGUCCUUCACAUACGCGAAAUAGAAUCCAAGAAGACUAUUUACUACGCUUUAGAGGUUGCAAUAUAUUUCUUGAAUGCCAUUUGCAACAUGGUAUUCGUGGCUUUGGUAAUGCUAUGUCCUAAUGUGUGUUCAAAGCUGAUGCGGAAUAUUUCCGAGAUCGACGCUUUCUAUCUAAGUAUCGAUGGUCUACACUGCAGGACCCACUAUUACGUAUAUUGGUUGGAGAUCAUCGUUAUAAAUGGACUGGCCUUGCCCUACUACAUUUAUUGUAUGCAACAGUAUAAUUUAGUUUUAGCUCUUAGCCACAUCUUACAUCUGUUCAUGAUGACUUUAUCUGUGCUGUUAAUAUACAAUGUAGCGUUGAUAUUGAGGCACCGUUUCACGGUAUUUAACUGUCGUCUCCGACGCUCAAUCUCCCCAGCCGAAAUUAGAAGGUUUACGCUCGUUUACGAUGAACUUUGUGACGUCAUCGACGAGCACAGCGAAAUCUUCGGAUUACGGAUCAUGGCAAUCUAUCUCGUCGUUUUGCUGACUAUAAUUAAGAGCAUCAAUUUCGGAAUCAAUUACUUUACAUUCAAAUAUAACAUGAGUUUCGAGAUGUUCUUCAGACGAAUAUUCCUCAAAGUCAUCAUCAUUUUUGUCUUCACAUUUAUGAUUACGAUUUCUUGUGGUCAAGCCUGCAGGGAGGCGAAACGCACGAAGGCCGUUUGUUACGAGCUCAUAAAAAAGGCAAGGGCGAAGAAUAAUGUUAGAUGGAGGAACGUAAUAGAUGAGCUGUUACUUCUCGCAAGGAUGGUGAACUAUAGGCAACCGAAUUUUUCCGCCUUCGAUUUUUUCCACAUAGAUUACCCGAUCCUAUUCUCUUUGGUCAAUUGCAUCACCACCUACACAAUUGUCGUCAUCGAAAUCAAGCGAAAUUUCAGCUACAUCCUAGAAUAA
This is a messenger RNA of Nicrophorus vespilloides, 1074 nucleotides long. RefSeq lists its product as uncharacterized. The coding region runs from base 1 to 1074 and encodes 357 amino acids. Gene Ontology annotation, biological process: sensory perception of taste. Gene Ontology annotation, cellular component: axon; membrane; dendrite. NCBI's taxonomy places the organism in Eukaryota, Metazoa, Arthropoda, Insecta, Coleoptera, Silphidae. The record is from RefSeq and is a predicted model, not a curated record. The transcript has 2 exons.